GAAGCAUUGUAUUACACUAUUACAUUACUGUUUCCUAAAGCGUGACCGUAACAUGCAAAAGCAACAGAAAAACGUGAUCGUUUAAGGAUCAAAAUUUACAAAGGGCACGAGGACGAAGGAUCUGAGGCGCAAUUACGAAGACGACGAACCUAGUAAAUAAAUGUACGAAACCGAUUGUUGGAUGGAUGUGACUUUAACAAAGAAGGACGCUGCUGGGUGGGUUUACAGAGGCGAAGGAGCUGCCAACAUUGUUCUCGCUUACGUUGGAUCAUAUCCUCCUUUUAUUGGGAAAGUGAUGCGCUUGCGCAAGGCUCCAAGGAACUGUGCUCUUGCUAUGAGGAGCCCCUCUGCUUUGAAUGCGCACGAACACCUUCUCUGGAAAGACAUUGAUCAACUCAUAGGAUCUUCCGACAGCGAACUUGCAUGCCAGCUAUUUGUCGAGCACGUUAUGAAGCCAUUGCUUGGUUCCCAAUAUGUUGAUGCUGGGAUGCAUGUCAUGGUGUUGAAGGAGUUUCUUGAGGCAGUUGAAAGGGACGUUAUUUCUAAGCGUCCUAUUUGGCGAGUUGAUAAUGCCAAGAUUGACACGCUUUGUGAAUCUGUGCUACUCAUGUCCGAUUAUUCGCUUUUUGCUCAUGGGGCCCAAGAAUCUAGAUCUUGCAUAUCUGUUGAGAUAAAGCCCAAAUGCGGAUUUCUUCCUCUGUCAAGAUUCAUAUCUGAAGGAACUGCAAUCAAAAGAACGAUAACACGUUUUGCAAUGCACCAAGCCCUGAAAUUGCAUCAAGGAGAGAUAGCACUGAUAAGUGAAUAUGAUCCACUUGAUCUGUUCUCUGGAUGCAAGGAAAGAAUUUAUAAAGCUAUUGUGGACCUUUUUACUACCCCUCAGAACAAUUUCCGGGUAUUUUUGAAUGGCUAUCUCAUAUUUGGUGGAUUGGGUUGUGGAGCAAAAGAUACAAAUGUUUCUAUUGCGAAAGCAUUUGAGGAUUCACUUAAGUCUGUCAUUGAAGCUGAUGCUGGUAAAUGUACAGAGAACUUAAUCACUCUUGUUGCUGAGGCCGUGCAAAAGUCAAGGGUACUAGAUCGGCUCUUGGAGGUUCAGAAGCUUGAUAGUGUUGACAUUGAAGGAGCCAUUCAUGCAUACUAUGAAAUUACUUGUCAACAGUGCUUGGUUUGUAAAGAGUUGAGUGACGAGCAAGCAAAAAGAUUUUCUGUUUUUCAUUCUGCUUCUUUGGAUGAAAGCUUGAGAAUUGUGAAAGACUAUUUGAUAGCAGCAACUGCAAAAGACUGUAGUUUGAUGAUAUGCUUUAGACCAAGAAGAGAGGGAGAUUCUGGAUCUGAAUACAAUAACGUAUGUCUUAAGUCAACUAACCAAACCUUUGAUUUUAAGGUUCAUUUUCUCGACCUGGAUUUGAAACGUUUGAGUAAAAUGGAAGAACAUUAUGAAUUAGACAAGAAGAUCGUGAGCUGCUACACAGAAAUGAUUGAGGGGGAUGAAAAAAGAAAGAAAGUCACAAACUUGCAACCUUCAUAAAGUGCAAACUGGAUUUAAUGGACUGUUAUAGCUGAGACUUGACAAAGAUUGCAGUGGUAAGCACGCAUAACUAAUUUGAUUAACAUUCUUAUUUCCCUCAAUGUCUUUUAUGUAUCUUUUGGUCGAACCCAUUAGACCAUUAUAUAAAUAUACAUGGCCCAUGCUUGGAUCAAAUGGUCAUGUGAAGGUUGCAGUUCUGGUCAAAUGAGACUUUGGAAUUUUUUAUUUGUGCAUAUAUGACUUCUAGGUGCAUAUAGAAUGGAUAAUGGUAUUGAAUUUUUCCCCCUGAAAAAAAGAAGAAACUUUUAAAUAAUUUGCAUUUCCUCCAUAAUUAGAAUUUAGCUUGGCAAACUUCAUGAUCAUAAUUAGCAGCUAACUUCCCAGUGUAUGCAGUAAAGGGUAAUGAGGAUUUGACAAAACCCAGCUUAUAGGCCGUGUCUUCAGCUCAGAUCUGGUUUUUACUUUGUCAGCGUAAUUUGGCCAUUGCGUGGCUGAUGAUCUGUGUGCCAAUGAGUUUAUGAGCUGUUACAAGGUUUUCUCUCUCUCUCUCUCUCUCUCUCUCUCUCUAAGACACAAACUAGGAUGUAUUUAUUAUCUCAUGUUUGAGUAGUACAAAAUGGACAUAUGUAGGUUGAAUUUACAGAAGCAGCUCAUACUUUCUCCAUUCUGCUGGCACAUUCAAAUUAAAGCUCAUACUGGGAUAGUGUUUAUUUGAAGCUCUCAUUUUCUUUCUUUACGAAUUACAACCUUGGAGAGAGCAGUUAUGUGUAAAAUACCAUUGUAUCAUAAAUAGUGAUAAAACAUGAUUAGUUUUGGCAAAUGUUCAUAUAGAAAUUACUUGAUAAUGAUAGAUGAAAAUGCUACAGCUCAUU
Molecule: messenger RNA, 2400 nt
Organism: Arachis duranensis
Lineage: Eukaryota; Viridiplantae; Streptophyta; Magnoliopsida; Fabales; Fabaceae
Product: inositol-pentakisphosphate 2-kinase-like
Exons: 8
Coding region: 161-1528 (455 amino acids)
Biological process (GO): inositol phosphate biosynthetic process
Cellular component (GO): nucleus
Molecular function (GO): inositol-1,3,4,5,6-pentakisphosphate 2-kinase activity; ATP binding
Source: RefSeq, a predicted model, not a curated record